Molecule: messenger RNA, 770 nt
Organism: Aspergillus glaucus CBS 516.65
Lineage: Eukaryota; Fungi; Ascomycota; Eurotiomycetes; Eurotiales; Aspergillaceae
Product: GMF family protein
Exons: 4
Coding region: 28-456 (142 amino acids)
Biological process (GO): actin filament debranching; negative regulation of Arp2/3 complex-mediated actin nucleation
Cellular component (GO): actin cortical patch
Molecular function (GO): Arp2/3 complex binding; actin binding
Source: RefSeq, a predicted model, not a curated record
CGCUGGUCGUUUUUGGCUUUCUCCAACAUGGCUUCGGAAUCGCGUUUAUAUUCUUUCUCCCCGGAGACCAAAGACAAGCUGCGCAAGUUUCGGUUGGGAACAUCGAGAGCAAAGGAUCCGCAGGCUAUCAUCUAUGUGAUUGAUUCGAAGAACCAAGAGAUCCGCCCCGACGAUGAUCAAAUCUACUCAAAAAUGGAAGAUGUGGCCGAUGAGCUCCCCGAGUCGUCUCCGCGGUUUAUCCUCCUCAGUUACCCGCUGACCUUGGGAUCCGGUCGACUUUCGGUCCCGUACGUCCUCCUCUACUACCUCCCCGAGAACUGUAACCCGUCGCUGCGGAUGCUUUACGCCGGGGCGGUGGAAUUGAUGCGCAGUACGGCUGAGGUGAACCGGGUUCUGGAGGUGCAUGAGGAGGAUGAUAUCAUUUCAAUCGAGUCGAGACUCCAGGGGGACGAUUAGUAGCUUAUCGGGGUCCUCGUAUAGCAGGGAUGUUACUUGUCCGAUGCGUGUUGCUGGGAAUUGCUGGAUGUGAGCAGGUGGCUUAAUCGAUACCAGAAUAUUGGAUUUGAAUUCUUGGGCGGCGUAUUAGAUACGCAUGCCUGAAAUCAGGAUCAUGGCAACCUGGGCAGAGACUAGAAAUUGGGCGUAUGGUGUGAUUAGGUUAGAUGGUGUCAAUCAUCGCGUCAGUUAGCCAUUUAUCCACAAGGACUCGCACCCUACGGACUUAUCCUAGGCUGAGAACAGAUCUCUGGGAGCUAAUCGGGGAACAUGGA